Molecule: messenger RNA, 3063 nt
Organism: Penicillium mononematosum
Lineage: Eukaryota; Fungi; Ascomycota; Eurotiomycetes; Eurotiales; Aspergillaceae
Exons: 5
Coding region: 1-3063 (1020 amino acids)
Molecular function (GO): protein binding
Source: RefSeq, a predicted model, not a curated record
AUGGCACAAUCGGAUUUCGAACCAUUCAAGCUCGAAAUCGAGCGUCUGUACAUCCAUGAGGACAAAACAUUGCCCUGUGUGAUGGAGUACAUGACGUCCAAAUACUCUUUGACCAAGUCCUCAGGCCAGUACAGCCGCCAACUCAAGAAAUGGGGAUUUGUCAAGGGCCACAUUAAGACGGAUGAGUGGAAGUGGAUUGGAAACAAGCUGAACAAAAGAAAGCUGAACGAGAACAAGGAAAGCGAAUUCCACAGUGGUGAAGAGCAGAUUCAGGUACCAAGGCUCAAGAAGGCAAAGUAUAGAGAUGCCUAUGUUUCGACCAUAGCCAAGUUUUCUACUGCUCCUUCCCCGAAGACCCCAGAAGGUUUCUUUGUUUGCACCCCAGCAUCUCCAGGGAUGGAUCUUAUCUGGAAUGCGUCACUCCCAUGGCUGCGCUUCAUCAAACUUGUGCGUCCCACGGAUAAUGAAGAAGCACCAUCUCCGUCCUCGUCCCUGACAAUAUCUCCCCUUCGCGGUGCAGAUGCGUUCUCUCGUACCGCCAACCGCGAACUUAUGGGUUGCCUGAGCAAAAUCAUACCCUGGAAUAAACUAAGCGACCCCCCGAAUAUAUAUAGUACUUCUCGGACAUCGGCAGCUUUGAGCAUACUCAUGCCGGAGGAGUUCCAGGGUCAGCACGAUGCUUUGUCGACCGAUUUGAACAGCUCUAAAAUCAAGGGAACGGAUCGCAUACCCCUAGAGCUUUUUCUUCUUUCAAACAACAUCACUUCGCAAGAUCCAGCAAGGCAAACUGGCAGAGGUAUCAGUGCGAACGACGAGCGGGUGAUGCAAAUGGUGAACGACUAUGGCUGGAAGAACUUGAAGCACAUUCAGAUCCUUUUAGGAACUGGUGAGACAACUGCUGAAGCUAUAGCGGAAAAUGUGUUUGCAAGCGCAUUGAGACUACACGAUGUAGACGCGGUGAAGAUCAUGCUCGAAGCCAACAUGGAUCCAAACAUCCCACUGAUUAAGUCAAUCUUUUUCGACGCUCUCUUGACACCUCUUCAAUUCGCCGCAGGAAGCGAUCAUGAAAGGAGUGAGGAACUUGUCAAUCUUCUUAUAUCCUAUGGGGCGGAUGUGAAUGACUCGGCCAAUGAUCACCCACCUUUGUUUUAUGCAAUCAACAACCGUGAGGACGAAAUCAUACGUGCUCUUAUGUUUCGUGGUGCUAUUGUAACACCAUAUUGCCUUUAUACUGCCACACGUUUGACGGAUAUCAAAGUCUUCACGGACAUCGCCGAUUCCUGUUCUGAUGUGAACGCAGGCGGAUCCCAGAACUGUGCUCUUGCAGGGGCCGUCAAGCAAUGCAAUAUCCCAAUGAUUGAAAUUUUACUCGCCAAAGGUGCCUUUAUAAAUGAUCUGGUCACUAUCGAUUUCGAGAGUGACAAAGAGAUGACCACUAUCUUGGGAAUUGGCGCUCAGUCAGGAUCUAUCGAUGUUAUACGUGCCUUGCUGUUGGGCUGCGAUGAGAUAAACCCUGACUUCGAUAGUCUGACUUAUGUUUCGCACCUUGUACUAGCGGUGCAAAAAGGAAAUAUUAAGACCACGCAGGCUCUACUGCAGGCUGGGAAAAAUGACUCCUCAGCUCUUCUCAAUGCGCUCGAGCAGAGUUCGCCUGAACUUGUUGAGCUCUUGAUCAGCGCAGGCGCACGCCCCAACGAUGAAUACUCUAAGCGGCCUUACACUGCACUUGGAGCUGCCGUUGAACAUGGCGAUGAAUUAUUAAUUAACAUUCUCUCCGCUGCCGGAGCUACAUUUGUGGGAACCAAACUACAAAAAAUUGGCAAUUUACGUACUGCGAUGUACCUGCAGGAAAUUGGAGUUCUUCAAGCUGUUUUGAGGGUAUCAGGCCCCGUCAUCCUUGCUGCUGCUUUAUCUGCGGAGAAGGCCGAUCUAGCUCAGUACUUGCUGGAGCAUAAUGCUGACUACAAAGGCCUGGUGGACAAUGAAGACCCUCCCCUCUUCGAGCAGACUCCAUUGGAAGCAGCAAUUGGCGCGUGGGAUUUUAUACUUGCAGAAAAGCUUUUGGAACGCGGCGCAAAUGUUACAGACGUUGCUCUUGGAUGUGCUCUAGGCACAGAUCCUGUAUUUCUGCGACUCUUACUGUGCAGGUUUCGUGGAAGUGCCCCGAAUACGGUAGGAAUCGCAGUCUUGCACAAUGCAUCCCUACAACUGCUUCGACAGCUUCAGGAGGCAGGAGUGGAUCCCACUGGGGUACCAGAGGGCCUCCAGAAUAUUAGCGAUUCAUCCAGUCUUAACCUGCCGCCACCAGAGUCGGUACUCGAAAUAGCAGUGUUCGAAGGGAAGAGGGAGGAGUUACAACUCCUGCUUCAAUGGAUGCCCUGGAGUCCAAGGCAGACCGGUCGCGCCUUGACAUUAGCGACACUUUUGAAUAGGGAUAAUAUCGCAGAAGACAUACUGCCCUUCGAUCCUGAUCUGAAUCAGGAGAUUACCGUCCAAUACGCCUGGGGCAACGACUUUAGAGCAUACGAAGGAGAGCAAGAAACAUACACUCCCCUCCAAGCUGCAGUCAACAGACAGAGGAUCCCGAUCGCACGCGCAUUGAUGGAAAAAGUUGAUGUCAACUAUCUUGGUCCUGGAGCUCGCCGUCGGACAGCAUUACAACAUGCCGUUGAAAAUGGAAACAUGGAGCUUGUCAACCUAUUAAUCUCAGAGCACGGAGCUAGGAUUGAUAGCCCUCCUGCCACGGAUGGCGGCGCUACUGAAUUGCAGAUUGCGUCCCUCAAAGGCUACAUUGGUAUUGCAAGGAGACUACUUGACCUAGGAGCAGAUGUCAAUGAAGAUCCCGCAGAGUACAACGGACGUACGGCUUUGCAGGGAGCGGCAGAACGCGGUCGAAUUGACAUGCUACACAUUCUGCUGGACGAAGGAGCGUUGAUAGUUGGUGAAGGUGAACCGCAGUAUCAUAAGGCUGUGGAGCUAGCAGAACUAAAUGGACACUACGCCGCUGCCAGGAUGCUGAGGUCUUGGAGGGACUCUGUGUAUUUGAAUCCAUCGGCGGUUUGA